GCUGCCAAGGGGGGGGGGCCAAGGGUUUAGCGAAGAUGUGCCGCCUCUCCUUUUUCAACGCCAGCCAAUCAGAACGCCGGGAUGUUCCGGUUUAGCGCCAGCAACCUGCAAUCGUUCAGAACGGCAGCACCUGCCUGCAGGAGCUUUGACAUUGGGCAGCCCGCCCAAAAUAGACGGGAGUGAUGGGUGCACAAGGUCCAGCAGCGUGCUUCGCGGGACGGGCCUGGGGUGACUACGGGCGAGUUCCCACGCCGUGGAAUCCCAAACAUGGCCGUCCAUGAUUAAUUGCCAUUUUCAGAUUCCAACGUGAACUGUCCUGCACCGGUGCAUCUCGAACAGUCUCCCCUUUGUCCCCGGCUUCAAUUGUUGUCUGAUUAGCUCUUUCGCCACCUCAGAGAUCAUGGCGAGAUACCCGCGGUCCUGGCCCGCGCUUGCGGCGCUGCUCCUCGGCCUGUUGACGAUCCAAGCCACCGCGGCGGCCGAUACCAACAGCAGCGCCGUGUCGACGCUCUUCGUCUUCGAGACCAACACGCAGUUCUCCAUCAACGUCCCCGCCGAUGACACAUCUGACGAUAUCAACUUUUUCAUGACGGCGCCCACGUGGUUCCAGUACGUCGCCCUCGGCUUCGGCCGCGACAUGGCCUCCUCCCUGAUGCUGGUCGCCUACCCUGCCACCGACUUUGCCCAGAAGAGUCUCUCGGGGAACGGAGGCGUGACACUCAGUCCGCGAUUCAGCACCGGCGACACGGAACCCGUGUACUCGCCUGACAUCCGCUUCACGCUGCACGCCGGCACGGGCAUCGUCAACGGCAGCAUCCUCGUCAACGGGACGUGCCACAACUGCCGCUCGUGGCAGACGGGCGCCCUCAACCUCGGCGACCGCAACCAGUCCAUGAUCUUUGCGCUCGGCCCCAGCUUGGACCUGACGUCUGACGACCCGGCCGCCCCGCUCAGACGGCACAUGGGCUACGGCUCCUUCUCCGUGGACAUGAUCAAGGCGCGCGGCAGCUUGGGUGGCACAGUGUUCGGCACGCUGCGCAACGCGUCCGACGGCGCCAACCUCGUCGGCUCGGGCCUCCGCCGCGACACCGACAAAGCCGCCACGGCCCACGGCGCCAUGUUCGCGGCCGUCGCUCUGGCCGUCGCCCCCUUCGACACCCUCGUCACCGUCGCGCUGCGGCGCUGGCCUACCCUGCCCAUGCUGUCGUCGCUGGGUUACUUUGCGCUCGUCAUCGGCGCCAUGGUGCCGGGAAUUCUCAUCAGCAAGGAGCACAUUCUGGUGAGUUGUCUUGGCCAUGGAAAUCUGGAGUCUGUUCCCCCAGCUGACAGCCAUGAACAGUCGCAAAAGUUCAACACGCCGCACCAGGUCCUCGGCCUGCUGACCAUCGUGCUCAUGUUCGGCGUCGUCGCGUGGGGCCUCGCGCUGGGCUUUGCCAAGCGCGCGGCCAAGCGCCGCGGCGAGGACCUGUCGCCGCGCAGCCAGACGCUGAGCACGGCGCACACGUGGCUCGGCCGGCUCGUGUGGCUGUUCUUUCUGAUCAAUAACGGCCUGGGCCUCAAGCUGUCGCAGCAGACCACCAUGUUCGUUCUCGGCUACUCGGUCCUCGCUGCCGGCGUCGUCAUCUUCUUGCUGCCGGUAUACUUCUGCAUCUGGCGCUGCACGCGCCAGCCGAAGCCGCCGAAGGAUGGCGACCAGGAGAUGGAUAACAUCUAUACCCGCCACAACGAAGAAUGAAAAUGUUAAUAGUAUGAUGUUGGGUCCUGAUAUUGAUAUUGGCUUGCGCGGCGUUUUGGGGUGUUUCUGUUCCGGAGAAUCUGUGCAGCGGGGACUGUUGGCGAGGAGUUUGUUUUGUGUCUGGAAAUGUUUGCACGCCUGGUAGCGAAACUGGAGUCAUGUUUUUUGUUCGUUCGGGCUGGGGUCUGUUCAGAGUUGUUUGCCGCCACAGCGGCGCGCUCUUGUCGAUUUGUUUAGGUAUAGUUACUUGUAAUUACCUUGGCCAAAAUGAGUUUCACCAUCUA
Molecule: messenger RNA, 2019 nt
Organism: Lasiosphaeria miniovina
Lineage: Eukaryota; Fungi; Ascomycota; Sordariomycetes; Sordariales; Lasiosphaeriaceae
Exons: 6
Coding region: 401-1735 (444 amino acids)
Source: RefSeq, a predicted model, not a curated record